Messenger RNA from Lontra canadensis (Northern American river otter), 310 nucleotides. RefSeq names its product serine, glycine, tyrosine and glutamine-rich protein-like. Lineage: Eukaryota; Metazoa; Chordata; Mammalia; Carnivora; Mustelidae. The transcript has 2 exons. The coding region runs from base 1 to 231 and encodes 76 amino acids. The record is from RefSeq and is a predicted model, not a curated record.
AUGGGGGAGCUCCCCCAAGCCUGGGGAAGGGGACCCAGUACAGGAGGUGACUGGAGCCGUGGCGGCGGCGGCGGCGACGGCGGCGGCGGCGGCGGCGGCGGCGGGAGCAGCGGUGGCGGCGAUCUCAGCCUCAGCAGCCUAGGCUCGAGCCCUGGCCAGGGCGGCGUAGCAGACAAUAACCGGGCUGGAAACCCGACCCGGCGGGAUCCAACUGGGAUGCUUCCUGACUGAUGAUGUAACACUGCUUGGAAGCCAGAAGGCUGCUUUUCUAGCUGAACAUACCUGAGUUGUCCCCAUCACCAUGGAGACU